Messenger RNA from Eptesicus fuscus (big brown bat), 2517 nucleotides. It is a transcript of the gene MUCL3, whose product is annotated as mucin like 3. NCBI's taxonomy places the organism in Eukaryota, Metazoa, Chordata, Mammalia, Chiroptera, Vespertilionidae. Bases 1 to 2517 code for a protein of 838 amino acids. The record is from RefSeq and is a predicted model, not a curated record. The transcript has 5 exons.
AUGGCCGGCCCGGCCCACCGCGUCCGCCCCGGCCUUGGCCUCCGCCCCGGCCUUGGCCUCCGCUGCGGCCUCCUCUUCCUCCUCGUUGCUCAGGAAGCAGGUGCUACCACACUUCAAGAACUUCAGAAAACUGGUGAAUCCCCAACAUCUGAUCAUUUAUCCCCUCCUACUCCAAACCUUGUUUAUAGUAUUCCCUCACACCACACUGCUCUUCAUUUAGGACAUAGUCCAGACCAUCCUAAAUCUACAGAAACCCAUCAGCCCAAACACCAUUGCAAUGCCACACACAAUUUCAGACCAAUUAACAAACCAAUAGAUAACUCCAAAAACUCUACAACGCAUCAUGAAGCUCCUCCCACUUCUGAACAAAACCCUAGCAAUCAAGGAAAAGACCCAAUUAUCCGGAAUGGACGCUCUGCUGAAUCCGGUAUCACACAUAAAAAACUGUCCAAUGAUAAAUAUCCAACCCCAAAACCCAAGAGCAGAACAACAUGUACUACCCUCAAAACAACUAGAUCGACCCCUGUUCAACACAGCACAUCGGCCCCUGUUCAACACAGCACAUCGGACCAUGUUCAACACAGCACAUCAGCUCAUGAGAAGACCACAAGAGUCCCCGCAAUGCCUACGGACCAUGUUCAACACAGCACAUCAGCCCAUGAGAAGACCACAAGAGUCCCCGCAAUGCCUACGGACCAUGUUCAACACAGCACAUCAGCCCAUGAGAAGACCACAAGAGUCCCCGCAAUGCCUACGGACCAUGUUCAACACAGCACAUCAGCUCAUGAGAAGACCACAAGAGUCCCUGCAAUGCCUACGGACCAUGUUCAACACAGCACAUCGGCCCAUGAGAAGACCACAAGAGUCCCCGCAAUGCCUACGGACCAUGUUCACCACAGCACAUCGGCCCAUGAGAAGACCACAAGAGUCCCCGCAAUGCCUACGGACCAUGUUCAACACAGCACAUCGGCUCAUGAGAAGACCACAAGAGUCCCUGCAAUGCCUACGGACCAUGUUCAACACAGCACAUCGGCCCAUGAGAAGACCACAAGAGUCCCCGCAAUGCCUACGGACCAUGUUCAACACAGCACAUCAGCUCAUGAGAAGACCACAAGAGCGCCUGCCAUGACUACAGACCAUGUUCAACACAGCACAUCAGCUCAUGAGAAGACCACAAGAGUCCCCGCAAUGCCUACGGACCAUGUUCAACACAGCACAUCAGCUCAUGAGAAGACCACAAGAGUCCCCGCAAUGCCUACGGACCAUGUUCAACACAGCACAUCAGCUCAUGAGAAGACCACAAGAGUCCCCGCAAUGCCUACGGACCAUGUUCAACACAGCACAUCUGCCCAUGAGAAGACCACAAGAGCCCCCGCAAUGCCUACGGACCAUCACAGCACAUCGGCCCAUGUUCAACACAGCACAUCGGCUCAUGAGAAGACCACAAGAGCCCCCGCAAUGCCUACGGACCAUGUUCAACACAGCACAUCAGCUCAUGAGAAGACCACAAGAGCCCCCGCAAUGCCUACGGACCAUCACAGCACAUCGGCCCAUGAGAAGACCACAAGAGCCCCCGCAAUGCCUACGGACCAUGUCCAACACAGCACAUCGGCCCAUGUUCAACACAGCACAUCGGCCCAUGAGAAGACCACAAGAGUCCCCGCAAUGCCUACGGACCAUGUUCAACACAGCACAUCGGCCCAUGUUCAGCACAGCACAUCGGCCCAUGUUCAACACAGCACAUCAGCCCAUGUUCAACACAGCACAUCGGCCCAUGUUCAACACAGCACAUCGGCCCAUGUUCAACACAGCACAUCGGCCCAUGUUCAACACAGCACAUCGGCUCAUGUUCAACACAGCACAUCGGCCCAUGAGAAGACCACAAGAGCCCCGGCAGUGCCUACAGACCAUGUCCAAUACAGCACAGCGGCCACAGAGCCAAGCACCGGAGCCUCAGGACAGGCUACAGGGCACACAAAGAAGACCACAUCUACCAGAGGGAGGGCCACACCAACCCCAGCAGAGCCUACAGAAACCCCAGGAAGAACCACAGCUGCCACAGAGACUAGAAGGCCUCCAGUCAAGGUCACAGGAGACAAAUCUAUCAGUUCUUCCACUCCUGGUCCAAAUACAACCGGUCAGGUGCCCACUGGCUUGUCUACCCUCCCCACUUCCAGCGUGAAGCUGAGUUCUAUCAUGUCAGAAGCCCCAGUCAACCAGAGCCAAGCACACCAGAACAAAGAUGGUUCCCAGGGAGGUCUCCAUGUGGGAGAGAUGCAGGACAGUGCUUCAUUCCCCGCGUGGGCCAUCGUUAUUGUGGUCCUGGUGGCUGUGAUUCUCCUCUUGGUGUUCCUUGGCCUGAUCUUUCUGGUCUCCUAUAUGACUCGAACACGCGGUACACUGGUCCACAACCAUGAGGACAAUGACCCAGAGGAGGAUGGGGGCCCCAACUCUUACCCAGUCUACCUGAUGGAGCAGCAGACGCUUGGUGUGGGCCAGAUCCCUUCCCCACGAUGA